AUGGAAUCGGGGAACUUUCCACCAUCUUCAUCAUCGCAAAUCAUCGACGAACAACCUUUGAUAUUAGAUAAUGUUGAUGAGUUCAGCACCGAUGAUGAAUUAGACAACGUACUUGAAGAUGACAACAACGACGAACAAAUCACACAAUCAUCUACACAUGUCAUUCCAGAGUUGAAUGAACGUAUGCAGUUCCAGUCAAAGGACGGAACUAUUGCUGCAAUCAAACAUUAUCACAUAACCAACGGUUACAAAUACACCGUCGUUGAAUCGAAGCCCAACAUUUAUGUCAUUCGUUGUGUGGAAUAUCACAACGGUUGUCAAUGGCGUUUGAGGGCAGCUUAUAGCAAAGUCCGUAAGUAUUGGGAAAUCAAGAAUAUCGACGGCCAACAUUCGUGUUUCUCAACCAUACUAUCUCAAGAUCAUACAAAUCUUGAUAGUUCUCACAUUGCCGCGAUCAUAUCAAAUUCAGUCCGCACAAACCCAUCCAUUCCAAUCAAGAGUUUGAUUGCCGAUAUUAAAGCUCGAUUUAGAUAUUGUGUGUCAUACAAAAAAGCUUGGAUCGCUAAACAAAAGGCUCUUGCUAUGGAGUUUGGAGAUUGGGAGGACUCUUAUAACCACAUGCCGAGAUGGUUGCAUGCCGUGAAGGAGGCAAACCCAGGUACAAUUUUACAAUGCACUGGUUCUCCAGUGCAGAUUAAUGGACAAACUGACAAUAAUUGCUAUAUUAUGGAAAGAGUUUUCUGGUCUUUCGGUCCCUGCAUACAAGGAUUCAAAUACUGUAAACCCAUUCUCCAAGUUGAUGGUACAUUUCUAACGGGUAAGUAUCAUGGAACUUUGCUCACCGCCAUAGCUCAAGGUGGCAAUAGAAAUCUUUUUCCCUUGGCCUUUGCCAUUGUAGAAGGUGAGACAAAGGAGGCCUUGAUAUGGUUCUUUCAACUACUUCGAGAACAUGUUUGCCGUCAACAAAAUAUUUGCAUCAUCACUGACAGAGGAAAGGGUAUCCUAUCGGCCUUAAGAUCGGAAGAAGUUAGUGGGGAACAAGAUGGUUUGAACUCUGUUUAUUGCAUACGUCAUCUAGCAUCAAACUUCAACAACAAAUUCAAAAAUCAUGACCUCAAAAAACAAUUCAUCAAUUUAGCUUACGAGGUCAAGCAACCAACUGUGACGGCAAAACUUACUGCACUAAGAGCCCAAUACCCACAACAAGUUGAUUGGAUAGAUAAAAUCCCAUUACAAAAAUGGUCUCAGGCUUUUGAUGGAGGGAGAAGAUAUGGACAUAUAACCACUAAUCUUGCUGAGUGCAUCAACUCCAUUUUAAAGGGAGCACGUUCAUUACCAAUAUGUGCUCUCAUCAGAACAACAUUUGAGAGGACACAAUCAUGGUUUGUUGAACGAGGAUUAAAGGCGAACUAUAUGCUACAAGCAGGCCACCAAUUUCCUGAACAAAUCGCCGACAUCAUUAGGAAAAGUCAACAACAAUCCGCAUUUUGUCAUGUUCAUCGCUACAACCGUGAGAAUUCUGAAUUUGAUAUUCGUGAAAUUUCAACACCUCACCACUACCGCCAUGUUCCACUUUCCUAUAAGGUCAGCCUAAAUGAAUGGUGGUGUGAUUGUGGUCACUUCCAGGCUACUCGUCUCCCAUGUCAUCAUGUCAUUGCUGUUUGUGCAUUUUCGCAUAUCCCACUAACACAAGUAAUUGAUCCAGUGUACAGUCUUAACAACAUCUUCAAGGCAUAUGAAGUACAAUUUCACCCGAUCCAAAAUCAAGAUUAUUGGCCUACGUAUACAGGUCCAAACUUCAUACCAGAUCCUAAAAUGCGACUCAAGGCAUCCGGAAGACCAUCUACAAAUAGGAUUCAUAAUGAAAUGGAUCAAUCCAAUCCAGAUAAGCCAAAAAAAUGCUCUUACUGCCGCAACGAAGGUCAUCAUAGGGGAAAUUGUCCAUUUCGUCAUUAG
Molecule: messenger RNA, 1956 nt
Organism: Vigna angularis (adzuki bean)
Lineage: Eukaryota; Viridiplantae; Streptophyta; Magnoliopsida; Fabales; Fabaceae
Exons: 2
Coding region: 1-1956 (651 amino acids)
Molecular function (GO): zinc ion binding
Source: RefSeq, a predicted model, not a curated record